AUGGGCGAUUCGCCGCCGCUUUCGUUGACGCCCGAUCCCAAUGAUUAUCCUCCUGGCUACGCCGAGGAGAGUAACGCUGGUCGCAUCGUGGGCAUCAUUGCCGUCUUCCACUUCAUAGCCCUUGCUUUCGUGGCCCUUCGCGUUUACGCGCGCCUUUUUAUGGUCAGAGCAUUUGGCGUCGACGAUGGACUCAUUAUUGUCUCCGCUCUGCUUGGACUUUGUGCUUGGAUCUGCCUCGUUGUCCAGACCCAGUACGGCCUCGGCAAGCAUGCCGCCUUUACACCAAUUGACGACCGGAAAAGGUUCGAGGAAAUCACCUUUUGGAAGACUGUCUUCUCAGACGGGGUGGCAAUGGGACUGCUGAGGAUCUCCAUGGCCCUCUCGCUGAUGCGUUUGAAGAGAGACUUGAAAUGGUAUACGUGGUCGCUCUACGCUGUCAUUGCCUUUGUGGUGCUAUACUCGAUUCAGGCCAUUGUCUGGCUGUUCGUGUACUGCACCCCUUUCUCCGGAUGGUGGGAGUUCCAGUGGAUGAACCCCUUUGACCCGCGGUGCCACGACUUCAACAUCUUCCUGAACCUGACAUACUGGAACAUUGCUUGCAACAUCUUCACCGAUGUUUGCCUCGGAGCCUUGCCGGUCCCUAUUAUAUGGAAUCUCAAAAUGAAGCUUCGCGUCAAACUCUACGUGAUUGGCAUUCUGAACCUGGGAUAUCUGGCUGUUCUAAUGGGUGUGCUCAAAGCCGUAUUUAUGCUCACGACUGGCGGCAGUCCCGACGCCAUCUUCGACUACUGGGUCCACUUCUGGCAAAACAUGCAACUCAACAUUGGAAUCAUCGCGGCCUGCGCCUCCUUCUUGAAGCCCCUAGUCGGCCGCAUGCUCAAGAUCAACAGCUCCGCAGGCUACUACCCAUCAGACCAGCCGUACAACCGAAGCGGCCACAUGGGUUAUGGCGGCAGCAACGCCUACGGCAUUCGCAGCGGACAAACUGGCACGGGGAGGGGCGGUCGAACCGUCGACGACGAAUUCGAGAUGCACGCCAAGAGUGGGACGGUGGUACAUGCGCAGGGAGACUCUUCUACAGCGGGAACGAGAUCAGACCACGGAAGAGACGGCUACGGGGGAGGGAUCUCCGAUAACAACAGCGAGGAGAUUAUUUUGCAGAACUCAGCGCCCACGCCGGGGAUCAUGUGUACCAAGGACUUUGUUGUCGAGUACGACAGUAAAUAA
Messenger RNA from Emericellopsis cladophorae, 1227 nucleotides. RefSeq lists its product as uncharacterized. The transcript has 6 exons. Lineage: Eukaryota; Fungi; Ascomycota; Sordariomycetes; Hypocreales; Bionectriaceae. The record is from RefSeq and is a predicted model, not a curated record. Bases 1 to 1227 code for a protein of 408 amino acids.